AUGGCCAGUGCCGCUGCAAUAAGUGCCGAGCGAUUUCUCGCAGAUCGGACAGCUCCUGUUUGUAGCCUUGAGAUUGGCAAGUCUUUCUCGCAACUAAGUGAAAGAGAAAAGAAAUAUGCUCACUUCAUUGGAUUGGCAUCUUGGGCGGGGGCCCGCAUUAUCCAAGGCCAAUGGACACCUCAGGCACAAGACCUCUACGAUCUGUUGAUCACCAUCUUUAGUGGAGAAAAUGGAUCUUUAGCAAAUGUGGAUGCGUUGCAGAAGAAGUCAGGCUUAUCUACAACCGAGUGGGAGGAUUUACUUCAAUAUACGUCACAGGUUUUGAGCAACUUAGUGAAUUUUAAGACCUUUGGCUUCACCAAAAUUGUACCUCGUCUUCCUUCGGAUAAAUUUGAAGCUGUGGUGGUCAACUCUUUUAACGUCGAUAGGGCUUUGCCUCUAUGGAAAAAUCUAAAGGAUCACAUCUACGCUACUAGCCCUGAAUCAACUCUGUUCAUUGGCAAACGUCAGCUCGGUCACAUCUCAAAUUACUACCUCGGUGAAGUUAUCAAUGACGAGGAAGUGGCUGCCGUACAGGCUGCAGCAGAAAAAAUUGGGGUGGAUGUCUUAAACACCAGAGUUGUAAAGAAUGCCCCCAACGACUUCACUCUUCUAGUUGCUUCGGCUCAGACUCAACCACCCUCUCUUCAUGACAUCGAGUCUAACAACGGUAAAGCUUCGCUCAAAGUUGAAUAUGGCGACUUCGCUGCCGACCUUUCUAAAGUCGUGGACGCCUUGAAGGAGGCUAAAAAAUAUACUGCGAACGAGAACCAAACCAACAUGAUUGAAGCGUAUAUCAAAUCUUUCGAAACCGGUUCUAUUCAAGACCACAAGGACGGGUCUAAAUGGUGGGUUAAAGAUGUCGGACCAGUGGUUGAGUCUUAUAUCGGUUUUAUCGAGACCUAUGUUGAUCCAUAUGGCGGACGUGCAGAAUGGGAAGGGUUCACCGCGAUCGUAAAUAAGCAGUUGAGCGCGAAAUAUGAGACUUUGGUCAAUGAUGCGCCCAAUCUCAUUAAAGUACUUCCAUGGGGAAAAGAUUUCGAGGUGGAUGUUUUCCGGAAGCCUGACUUCACUGCAUUGGAAGUUGUUUCGUUCGCGACCGGAGGAAUUCCGGCUGGAAUUAACAAUUAUUACGAUAUUAGGGAAUCGACUGGGUUCAAGAACGUUUCCUUGGCGAACAUCUUAGCUGCCAAAGCACCAAAUGAAGAACUGACUUUUAUCCAUCCCGACGACGUCGCACUUUACAAUGCAUGGGAUAACAGGGCUUUUGAGCUCCAGGUCGCUAACCAUGAGUUGCUUGGCCAUGGUUCAGGCAAACUGUUUGAAGAAGAUGCUAACGGGAAGAAGAAUUUCGAUGUAGACAAGGUCAUUAACCCACUCACCGGAGGAAAGAUUACUUCGUGGUACAAACCAGGCCAAACCCCAGGUUCGGUGCUAGGCGAGGUUUCGUCGUCAAUGGAGGAGUGCCGUGCAGAGACUGUUGCGCUGUAUCUCGUCAGCAACCCUGAUAUCCUAAGGAUCUUUAACUAUGUCGACGAAAAGGAGAUAGAAGAGAUCCAGUACAUUACCUUCUUGCUUAUGGCACGAGCCGGUUUAAGGGCCCUGGAGUUUUACGACCCUGCAACUCAGAAACAUGGACAGGCGCACAUGCAAGCCCGGCUCGGAAUCACUCAACACCUCAUCCACUCAGGGAUUGCUCGAUUGGAGGAAGUCAGGGACGCAGAUGGCACCUUACAGAACCUUUACGUCAGGGUCGACCGCGGGCUUGUGCUGUCAAAGGGUAGAGAAGCGGCUGGCAAGCUUCUUGUUGAACUCCAGGUGCGCAAGAGCACGGCAGAUGCUGCUGGGGCGCGCGAGUUCUACACGAACCUCACCAAGCCGCUGCCGGGCUGGGAUGGCGAGAUCAGAGAUAUGGUGCUUCGCAAGAAACUGCCCCGCAAAAUAUUUGUCCAGCCGAAUACUUUCAUCGAGAACGACGCUGUCGUGCUGAAAGAAUACCCCAGCACCCCGGUCGGAGUUAUCCAGAGCUUCAUUGAAAGGAAAUUAUAA
Molecule: messenger RNA, 2088 nt
Organism: Psilocybe cubensis
Lineage: Eukaryota; Fungi; Basidiomycota; Agaricomycetes; Agaricales; Agrocybaceae
Exons: 21
Coding region: 1-2088 (695 amino acids)
Biological process (GO): proteolysis
Cellular component (GO): cytoplasm
Molecular function (GO): metalloexopeptidase activity; dipeptidyl-peptidase activity
Source: RefSeq, a predicted model, not a curated record